GACGGUAUUUGCCAUUUCAGAGACACCAACCACUGCAACCCAGAAACAAUACAGAUAUAGGGACAAACCUCGCGUCUGAGUUAAGAUCCGUUUGCGUAUUCCGCUUUCGAACAAAGAGCCAUCAUGUCCGAUAACCAAGCUGCCGCCACCCCAUACAGGGAUGCAACCCUGCCUAUCGACGCUCGCGUUGAUGAUCUGUUGCAGCGUAUGACGAUUCGUGAGAAGGUUGGCCAGAUGUUCCACAAUAUGAUCAUCAUGGGUGCAGAUGCAUCCCUUGCCGAAGCCAAUCCCGUCUUUAACCUAGACAGCACCGAACACUCGGUGGCCACCAAGCUGAUGACCCAUUUCAACCUUCUUGGACCUGUUACCGAUGUUGCAGAAACGGCAACAUGGUACAACAACUUGCAAACGCGUGCGAGGGCAACCAGGCUCGGCAUUCCCAUCACUCUGUCCACAGAUCCCAGGAACCACUUCAACCAAAACAUUGGCACGAGUUCUAGAGCCGGCGCUCUUUCUCAGUGGCCUGAGACUUUGGGAUUUGCGGCCCUCAGGUCGCCCGAAUUGGUGCGCCGGUUCGCCGACAUUGCUCGUCAAGAGUAUGUUGCUCUCGGUCUCCGGUGUGCAUUGCACCCGCAAAUUGAUCUCGCCACUGAGUAUCGAUGGGCGAGGAUUAACGGAACUUUUGGCGAAGACGCGGAUCUAUCGGCUGAACUUGUCAAGGCCUACAUUCAGGGCUUUCAAGGAACGUCAUUGGGCACGUCUUCCGUGUCCACGAUGGUCAAGCACUUCCCGGGCGGAGGGCCUCUUCUUAAUGGAGAGGAUUCGCAUUUUACGUAUGGACGCAAACAAGUGUACCCGGGCAACAAUUUCGACUAUCAUUUACGACCGUUUAUAGCGGCUAUCGAGACGGGCGCCUCUCAGAUCAUGCCAUCGUACGGCAUGCCUGUUGGUCUGGACUGUGAAGAGGUUGCAUUUGCUUUCAAUCGCGCCAUGAUUACGGAUCUGUUGCGUCGACGACUGAACUUCCAAGGAGUCAUCUGCACGGAUUGGGGUCUGAUCACUGACGCCGUCAUUCAGGGACAGGAUAUGCCCGCUCGAGCUUGGGGAUGUGAGCAUCUAUCAGAGCUCGAGCGAGUCCAGAAACUGCUCGACGCUGGAUGUGAUCAGUUUGGCGGCGAGUCCCGCACAGAUCUUUUGCUGCAUCUCGUGGAGCAAGGGAUUGUACCGGAGAGCCGCAUUGAUGAAUCAGUGCGGCGGCUACUACGCGAGAAGUUUGUUCUUGGCUUGUUUGAAAAUCCUUUUGUCGAUGUUGACGAGGCUGUUAAGGUCGUUGGAGACGCCGUGUUCGUGUCCGAAGCAUUUGACGCCCAAAUGAAAUCGAUGACACUCCUCACCAAUCAUGACGAUAUUCUACCGCUCCAAGCUUCGCGAAAACAAAAGGUCUAUUUGGAAAACAUACGUGCCAGUGCGGCAGAACAAGAGGGCAUAGAGGUUGUCAAAGAUUUGAGGGAGGCCGACGUUGCCAUCAUCCGGCUUCAAGCGCCGUUUGAGCCACGGCCUGGAGGCUUCGAGUCUAUGUUCCAUGCCGGUUCCCUCAACUUUACCGAGGAGACCAGGCUUAGGGUCGCCGAGCUUCGCGCACAUGUUCCCACAAUUGUCGACAUCUAUCUGGACAGACCUGCUGUUCUGACGCCAAUCCUGGAGUCGGCCUCGGCGGUGUUGGUAAACUAUGGGACCAGUGAUGAUGGUCUGAUGAAGGUCAUAACAGGUCAGGUUGGGCCGCAGGGUAAACUGCCAUUUGAUCUUCCAUCUUCUAUGGAGGCUGUUGAAAAGUCUCAUUCUGAUGUCCCGUAUAAUACGGAGAACCCACUUUUCAGAUUUGGGCAUGGUUUGGAAUAUUCGAGAUGAGAAGUGAGAUUAAGGUUAAGAUAUCAAGUUAGACACCUACUUAUUUCAAUAGUGUGCUGAUGGCACAACACGACGUCAAGCGAGUCAGAUGUCUAGGCCGCCUAACAGACGUCCGUUUGCUCCUAAAUAAAACAAACCCAUCUAUUUUUGCGA
Molecule: messenger RNA, 2061 nt
Organism: Ilyonectria robusta
Lineage: Eukaryota; Fungi; Ascomycota; Sordariomycetes; Hypocreales; Nectriaceae
Product: glycosyl hydrolase family 3 N terminal domain-containing protein
Exons: 1
Coding region: 124-1908 (594 amino acids)
Biological process (GO): glucan catabolic process
Molecular function (GO): beta-glucosidase activity
Source: RefSeq, a predicted model, not a curated record